AAGUAGCUUUUACACUGUUCAUGUGGAACAAAUACAUUCAUCAACAACAGUGAUGACCGCCCAAUACAUGAUAUCAACUUCAGCACUGUGAGUGUUAUCUCUGCUAUAAACUGAUAACGCAUUUUGAAACAUUUCAUUGACCUAACCCAAAGUAAACCAGUCACCAUGUUGUAUUCAAUCAGUCAGUGUUUAUUUGCUAUAGUGUUCUUGCUCCCAGCAGCUACCUAUUGCGACAAUAUACUAUUUUUGCAGACAACUCCUUCUCGAAGUCAUCACAUCUGGAACAAACAAAUUUUCAACCACUUGUACGACAAUGGGCACAACUUAACCAUCUUAACUUUCGAACAGGAGCAAUCUAUUCCUGGAAAGUCCUUCUUAUACGUACCGAAAUUCUAUGCCAGAAUUAUGAUGGACUUUGCUGCAGAGGACAAUUCCGAAUCGGAGAUGGGUCCCGUUGGGAACAUCAUCAACAUGUACAGUUUCUAUGAAAAGGCAAGUCGCAUCUUGAUGAAAGAACCCGCCAUUCAACAUCUACUUCACUACCCAACAAACUUCAAAUUUGAUCUCAUAAUUCACGAUUUCACCAUGGGUCAAUUUUUGCUAGGCUUUAUCGAACGAUUUGGAAAUCCUCCGCUAGUUUCUAUAUCAGCGUUCAAUUCUCCAUCAUACACAAUGUAUCUGGCAGAUAUACCCGUACGCUUCACGACUAUGCCAAACUAUGCAAGCGAAUUUCAUCAACAAAUGAGCUUUAUGGAAAGAUGCUGGAAUCACUUCUACUGGUACUUGGAAUACUACCACCGGCAAUUUCGAUUCAUGUCCAAUGAAGAUCGCAGAGCUCAAGAAUUAUUCGGUCAAAAUUCAACCAGCGUGAAGGAGUUAGAAAAGAGAUCCAGCAUUAUUCUAGUCAACAGUGAUUUCAGCAUGGAUUACCACCAGGCUCUUCCACCUAAUGUAAUCCCAGUUGGUGGGCUUCACAUUUCGCGACCCGAAAAUAUUCCACAAAACAUGGCAGAAUUCAUGGACUUCCCUAGCAAAGGCGUAAUACUACUAAGUCUUGGUUCAAACGUGCAAUGUGAAGGCUUAGGAAAAGACAUAAAUCAAGCAAUUCUGAAAACAUUUUCUAAUCUACCUGAGUACAAUUUCAUUUGGAAGCAUGGAGAUCCGGAAAGCUUGGGACCAGUUCCACCGAACGUACUGAUUCAAAGAUGGAUUCCGCAACGGGCAAUUCUAUCAGACCCAAGAACAAAACUGCUCAUAGGCCAUGGCGGACUGUUGGGACUGCAGGAAGCAACCUGGUACGGUGUUCCAGUGAUUGGCAUUCCAUUUUUCGCCGAUCAGCUGCAAAAUGUUGAUAAGCUGGUGAGAGGCGGAGUUGGAGUUCGGCUGUUUUUGAAUGAAUUGAAUGAGAUGUCCCUGAAGCAAGCGUUGCAAGAAGUCAUGACUAAUAAGAGCUACCUACGGAACAUGAUAGCUCGAUCUAAACUAUUUCGUAAGCAACCGCAAUCACCGCUGGACCGCGCAAUUUUCUGGAUUGAAAAAGUUCUCGAAAACAAAGGAUUGCCUUACUUGGCGUCGCCGGCCCAUGAUAUGCCAUUCUACCAGCUGUAUGGCAUAGACCUGAUUUGCGUGACACUUCUUAUCGUAGUAUUUUUGAAUCUUCUUUGUAAGGUGCUGUUAUCUUUGGUCAAUAAACAGUCUUAAUUGUUUUCAAGCAGUGCAUUUCAACAACUUAGUUUAUUCUCUCGAAAGAUACCGCUGUAUGCCACUAAUUCACAUGCUGCUAUCCCUAUCUUUGGUACACAUAGAUCAACACAGAUAUACUAAGCAGGUAUUCAUAUCAGAUAUGAGCCCCCUCCAGUGAUGCCACUGAUGCAGCGUAUGACGGUGGAGGUUCAUCCAGAAGUAGAUAUUUGUCCAA
This is a messenger RNA of Ochlerotatus camptorhynchus, 1918 nucleotides long. RefSeq names its product UDP-glucosyltransferase 2-like. Bases 166 to 1701 code for a protein of 511 amino acids. Lineage: Eukaryota; Metazoa; Arthropoda; Insecta; Diptera; Culicidae. The transcript has 2 exons. The record is from RefSeq and is a predicted model, not a curated record. Gene Ontology annotation, molecular function: UDP-glycosyltransferase activity.